UAUUUAUUAUUAUUAUCGCCAUUAAAUCGAUAAAAAACAUUCAUUGUUCUGCCCGUCCUUUUCAACUCCAUUUCGAUUCCUUUUUCGAUUGCGAUGCUAUGCUUUGGUGGCUCUCACGUUCCUCUGACACACCACGUUUCCUUUGCCCCAAACCUUUCUGUGGUCUUUCCAUUGCGUAAUCCGAUUCCAGUCUUCGCAUCCACGUUUUCAAUUUCUCUCCUUAUUUGUUUUUUUCAGAAUAAUUAAUUCAUGUUCGCCCUUUAUCGGGAAAGGGGAGGAAGAAAACUUUGCUUGAGGUAGAAAACAGGUUUCAGGCUAGGAAUUGAGGGUUUUGAAAUUAGCAAUCGAUUUUGGAGAACUUGGUGUGGAUAGCUCUGCGAUUUUGUAUCUACGGUGGAUUGAAUUUCUGUUGGGAAUAAACUUGAUUGAGGAACAGUAGAAAUUAGGUAUUCAUUUGUCUGUAUUGAGGAUUAGAUUCUUUGUGAUUUUUGGCCAUUGGUGACGAUGGGAAAGCGUGGUGGAAAGGGGAAGAAAUCUCCGGGAGAUAAGGCCGGGGGAGAGUCGAAUUUCCGGCAGGUUAAGGCAGUCGAAAACAUUACCAAAUCUUAUGAUGAGGACACAGCAGUGUUCAUUUUGAUGUCUAGGGAGCUCAAAGAUGAGGGCAAUAGGUUGUUUCAGAUGAAGGAUUAUGAGGGAGCAAUGUUGAAGUAUGAUAAGGCGAUAAGUUUGCUUCCGAGGAGCCAUGUUGACGUGUCGUAUUUGAGGAGUAACAUGGCGGCCUGCUAUAUGCAGCUGGGGAUAACUGAGUAUCCGAGGGCGAUUCAUGAGUGUAAUUUAGCUCUUGAAGUCACGCCGAAUUACAGCAAGGCCUUGUUGAAGAGGGCUAGGUGUUACGAGGCAUUGAACCGGCUGGAUUUGGCGUUGAGAGAUGUUGGGACAGUGCUGAAGAGGGAACCGAAUAAUCUGAUGGCCACUGAAGUUGCAGAGAGGGUUAAGCAGACGAUUGAGAAACAAGGGCCGUUGGAUGUUGAAAUCCCUGUGGAUUUGGUGCCAUUGCCGGAGGAGCCACCGCCGCAGCCACCUCAAAGCAAGGCAGCUAAAGGGAAGGCUCGGAAGAAAAAAUUGAAUAAAGUUGAGGAGAACAACAGAGAUGAUGACAUGAAAGAGGAAAAUAAGGGUGAGGAAGAAAUGAAGAUAGAAGGAGAAGAGGUCAAAGCUAAUGGUGAAGAAGCAGUGAUGAAAAUCGACGACGCGAAUGUGGAAAAGAGAAGUGGAAAAACUGAGGAUGGGAAUAAGGAAAAGAAAACAAAAACUGCAAAAGCAGAGGCUGCAAAUAAGGGAAAGAAAAUCGGGAAAACUGUGGAUGUGAAUGGGGAAAGAAAUUCCGAGGACAAAUUGGUGGUGGAGGAAGAAAAAAUUAGUAACGGCCAUGGAGAGGAGCCGAGUAGGUCAGUGAAGUUAGUAUUUGGGGAAGAUAUACGAUGGGGUAAGAUUCCUUUCGCCUGCAGCAUUCAGAAAGUAAGGGAAAUUGUUUCUGAUCGGUUUCCCGGCUUGAAGGCUGUUCUUGUCAAGUAUAGGGAUCAAGAAGGUGAUUUGAUUACAAUCACCACGACCGAAGAAUUGAGGAUGGCUGAAGCGAGUGCAGAGAACGGGUCGAUGAAGCUGUAUGUAGUUGAAGUUAAUCCCGAUCAAGAUCCUCUGUUUCGGAAGAUUAAAAAUGAUGAAUUGGAAGGAAACAUCGACAAGAAAAAUAGUAACGAAAACGGACAUGUAGGGGAAAGAAAGGAAGUGCAAAGUGAAUCAGCUUGUAUAACUGAUUGGAUAGUUCAGUUUGCUCAACUCUUCAAGAAUUAUGUCGGUUUUGAUAUCGACGCUUAUCUCGAUCUUCACGAGGUUGGAAUGAAGCUCUGUUCGGACGCCAUGGAAGAGACUGUAACUAGUGAGGAAGCUCAAGAACUUUUCAAUGCCGCAGGCGACAAAUUCCAGGAAAUGGCGGCAUUAGCUUUAUUCAACUGGGGGAAUAUUCACAUGUCUCAGGCGAAAAAGCGGGUGAAUUUUAGCGACGAAUCUCCCAGAGAAUCCAUGGCUUCACAGAUCAAAUCUGCACACGAUUGGGCAAAGGCGGAGUAUAUAAAAGCCGGAGAACGAUAUUCCGAUGCUCUAAGAAUCAAACCGAAUUUCUAUGAAGCCGUUCUAGCUCUUGGGCAGCAACAAUUCGAGCUGGCGAAACUUUCUUGGAAUUAUGCAGUCGGUACUGACGUUGAGCCGGAAUUGUUUCCGUCGACAGAAAUUAUCGAGCUCUACAACAAGGCUGAGGAGAAUACGGAAAAGGGAUUGCAGAUGUGGGAGGAUGGGGAGGAAAAACGAGUCACGGAUCUAUCUCUCCCGAAUAAAGUUGAACCUAUCCUACGCGACAUGAAACUCGAUAAUUUGUUGAAUCAUAUAACAGAAGAUGAAGCAGCGGAGCAGGCGGAAAACAUUCGAUCUCAGAUAUAUAUUUUAUGGGGCACGAUGCUGUAUGAACGAUCGAUUAUGGAAUUCAAACUGGGACUUCCGGUGUGGCAAGAAUGCCUUGAGGUUGCAGUCGAAAAAUUCGAGCUUGCCGGCGCUUCUCAAACCGAUAUCGCUGUCAUGAUAAAAAGCCAUUGUUCAAAUGACACGACGUUGGAAGGCUAUGGGUUCGACAUUGAUGAGAUAGUUCAGGCAAUGAAUGAGAUGUAUGAUGCAAAAAACUGGCAGAAAAGAAUUCCCUCGUUCCGAUUAGAGCCAUUACUUCGACGGAAAGUUUCGAAACUCAAUUUUGUCGUUGAAAAUGCAUAAAUGCGCCUGCGGAAGUGUCACUAAGUACAUAAGCAGCUGUGCGUCGUGCUUGGCAGGACAGUUGGUCUAUUACUUUCUCGAAUUACAUUCUUGGCUUCCAUGUCUCUUCAUCUGUUCAUUUAAUUACGUUGUAAAAAGCAUGAGGUUUGUUGCGCCCGACUCGACAGGCAGAUUGUUGUGUCUUUUCUUGUUAGUUGUUUUCUGCACGGCAGAAUACAACGAUCGAUUGUUACACUAGCACGGCAGCUAGUUAUUUAAUUGAUAGCAGGAAAUCAGUAAUUUUUGUGUUGAACAUAGAGCGCCGGAGGAUAAUGUUGAAGGGGUAGAAACUACCUUUUUUUGUUUCUGCUCGACUCAGCACCGUCUACCCUGCCCCAUAGGUAAUUCUUGAAAGAUUCGAGCAACAUUAUUUUGUUUCUUCUGUUGUAUUUGUAUUUGUAUUGGUUGUAUUUGUAUUUGUAUUUGUAUUUUUAUUUGUUGUAUUGUAUUGUAUGUUUCUUAUUGUCGAA
This is a messenger RNA of Andrographis paniculata, 3329 nucleotides long. RefSeq names its product protein PHOX1-like. The coding region runs from base 505 to 2820 and encodes 771 amino acids. Lineage: Eukaryota; Viridiplantae; Streptophyta; Magnoliopsida; Lamiales; Acanthaceae. Gene Ontology annotation, molecular function: protein binding. The record is from RefSeq and is a predicted model, not a curated record. The transcript is spliced from 5 exons.